Archocentrus centrarchus (flier cichlid) is the source of this 3078-nucleotide messenger RNA. It is a transcript of the gene bbs9, whose product is annotated as Bardet-Biedl syndrome 9. Gene Ontology annotation, cellular component: BBSome; membrane. The transcript is spliced from 23 exons. Bases 208 to 2919 code for a protein of 903 amino acids. Lineage: Eukaryota; Metazoa; Chordata; Actinopteri; Cichliformes; Cichlidae. The record is from RefSeq and is a predicted model, not a curated record. Gene Ontology annotation, biological process: cilium assembly.
UGUCCUCUAAAAACUCGGUUUCCCAGCAGCCACCUUUCCACUUCCGUUCUUGUGCAGUAACCCCGGCUUCUCUGCUGAGCGUCAGUGCCAUGACAACAGGACGAUGGCUGCAUCGGCGAGACGGUGAGAAAUGUGAUGUUUGUGUGAGCGAGAAGUAACGAAGCUUCGACAUUUUUUCGGACUGGCUCGUUCUUGUGAAGAGGCAGGAUGUCUCUGUUCAAAGCACGUGAUUGGUGGUCAGCAGCACUUGGUGAGGGGGAGGAGUUUGACCAGGGCUGCCUGUGUGUUGGAGACGUAGACAACAGCGGCACUGGACAUGACAAGGUUGUAGUGGGCAGUUACAUGGGGAUGCUGCGGAUCUUCUCCCCACAUGCUAGUAAGGCUAGUGAAGGAGGUCCAGCUGACACUCAGCUGCUUGAAGUUCAGCUUCAAAACGCCAUAAUCCAGGUCGAACUGGGCAAGUUUGUCUCGUGUUCAGAGCUUCUUCACUUGGCUGUUCUCCAUCCCAGAAAGCUGUCGGUCUACUCAGUUUCAGGCACUGCAGGGAAUGUGGAGCAUGGUGACCAGUACCAGCUUAAGUUGGUUUACGAGCAUAACCUGCAAAGAACAGCCUGCAACAUGACUUAUGGCACCUUCGGAGGAGUCACAGGUCAUCAUUCCCUGUGUAUCCAGUCUAUGGAUGGGAUGUUGAUGUUCUUUGAGCAGGACAGCUACUCCUUCGGCAGGUUCCUCCCUGGUUUUCUGCUGCCUGGUCCACUGACCUACAACCCCAGAACAGACAGCUUCCUCACCGUAUCCUCUGCACGUGAGCUAGAGAGCUACAAGUAUGAGACUUUGGCUGUGGCUACAGAAGCAGAAAGUCGACAGGAUCCCAGCUUACCCCUCAAGACAGGGGGCAAGAGGCUGAUGCCUGACUGGGCAUUUGUCCUGGGAGAGCAGGCCCUGGAUCUCUGUGUGCCCUCUUUCUCCCACGCUUCCUCCUACAUCUUCAUCCUGGGUGAGAGGAACCUCUACUGUCUGCGUGACAAUGGGCAGAUCCACUUCAUGAAGAAGCUGGAAUUCAACCCCAGCUGCUUCCUGCCAUAUGCCUCAGUGGCAGAUGGCACCACAAACCUGUUGCUUGGUAAUCACACCAACAUGCUGCUGAUUUACCAGGAUGUGACCCUGAAGUGGGCAGCCCAGCUCUCCUUUGUGCCGGUGGCUGUGCGUGUUGCCAACUUCUCGGAACUGAAGGGAGUGGUGGUCAGUCUGAGUUCAGGUGGUCAUCUUCUGUGCUCGUACAUGGGUACAGAUCCCUCUUUCUUCUCAACUCCGAAGGUGGAUGCCAGGGAGGCAGACUAUGAGCAGGUGGAAGCUGAGAUGAAGAAACUGCAAAAAUUCAUCAGAGAGGCCACCAGGAUUCAGGACAUUGUGCCCAAAACUGAUAGUGAGGAUGACCUGUCCAUUUCUACCACUGUUUCCUCCAGCAUGGACAACCCUUCGCAAGCCCUGAUCCAUGAUCUCAAUGGUCUGACUGUACCCUCAGUGACUGUACAGGUGAAGGUGAAGGCCAAUUGUGUGGUGCAGUCAUCUAAGCUGACUAUUGGGGUCCAGCCUCCUCUGGCUGUCACUCAGGAACAGUUUGUCCUCGAGGCCAUGGGCAUUGGUGCAUCCAAAGUUGUGGUGUUUUCAGCUUUCCUCAAUGGCCACUACCCCCCUGCUGAUCUGACAGGAGACAUCACUGUAUCCUACAGCUCGCCGACAGAGCUUAACCCCAAAGGAGUUCCCAAGGUUCUCCAGUCCAGGUUCAAUCUUCCACUGUCGCUGGUAUGUGUAGCUUGUCCUCCAGGCAAAGCUACCAAGUUUAAGAUAACUGUGGACACCAACCAGCCACCAGUUGACCUCAGCUCCAUUUUCCGAGAGUUUUCAGCAAAAUCAGAAGAUAAGGAUGGGAAUGGUUUAGCUUUCCAGUUUCUGUCUGGAGCCAAGGUUUCUGUGCUAGCCUCCAAGACCUCCCAGCGUUACAGAAUUCAGAGCGACAGUUUUGAAGACAUGUGGUUGGUGGUGAAGGAGCUGGUCCACAGGUUUGAUCAGCAUUUCUCCAAAGUGGGAAUCAAGGAUUUCAAGAAAAGUUUCAGUGGACCUCUCCCACUGGAGGAGUACUUCCUGUCCGUAGACAAUCACUUCCAGCUGCGUGUCAGCGCUCAGAAAUAUCAGGACCUGCUGUCGGAGCGAGCAGUCCAGUUCAGAGCCAUCCAGCGCCGCCUACUGACUCGGUUCAAAGACAAAACCCCAGCACCCCUGCAGAACCUUGACACACUAAUGGAUGCCACUUACACCCAGGUGAUGGCACUGGCGGAGGCUGCAGAGGAGAACAGGGCGCUGCUGGAAGAAGCGUUUGUUCGUCUGCGGAGUGCCACACACCUGCUGGUGCUGCUGCUGUCCCUGUGGCAGGGCCUGACCCCUGAUCAGACCAGCAUCCUGGAGGCCACACUGCUGCCACUGCUGCAGGACACACCGCAGCUGGGCUGGGAAGAGAGCUGUGAUGCUGCCGUCUCCCACCUUCUACGAACCUGCUUGUCACAGAAUCCCAAGGACCAGGCUACUUCUCUGGCGCAAACAGGAGGACCAGUGCUAGGCCUCCCCAGUGACACCACUCGUCUCAAGAAGCACAUCAGCCUGCUUUGUGAACGCAUUGGCAAGGGAGGGCGUCUCACCCUGGCUUCUGAGGCUAAUGUCCAGGUCCCUGCUCAGGUCCAGAAUCUUGCUGUUCCUGGAGGUAUUGAGCCCAUAGCAGAGAUGUCUGGUGAUGGGGAGGAGAUAGAAGUUCCACAGGAGGCGACCAAGUUAUUAAAAAGAAACAGCCAUCUAAGAAAGCCAAGAAAGUCUUGUGACAUGAUCCACAGAGAAGCAGGAGAGUUGUUUACGAGCUGUGGAUGAAAAGCAUGUCAUUGCAGUUGCUGUGUAUGUGGAUGCUGCUUUGGUUACAUCUUGGCAAAGACAUCAGACCUUGUCUCCAUAAAAUCCGUUGAUGAACCUGUGAACUGUCUUUCUCUGCCUGCACACUGUGCAAAACAUGCUGAAAGAGACUCAUUAGUG